This is a messenger RNA of Monoraphidium neglectum, 561 nucleotides long. Its product is annotated as Golgi apparatus protein. The record is from RefSeq and is a predicted model, not a curated record. The transcript has 6 exons. The coding region runs from base 1 to 561 and encodes 186 amino acids. Gene Ontology annotation, cellular component: Golgi membrane. NCBI's taxonomy places the organism in Eukaryota, Viridiplantae, Chlorophyta, Chlorophyceae, Sphaeropleales, Selenastraceae.
AUGAUGGGGUCAGCGCGCGUCAUCAGGUGCCUUGAGGAGAAUCGGAAGGUCCUCACGCAGCAGUGCACCGCGGCACUCUUCGACCACGAGGUGCGCAUGGCUGAGGACAUCGACUUCAAGUACCCCAUGCGCAAGGCCUGCGCCUGGGAGAUCUCCUCCCUCUGCCAGAACGUGCCGCACGGCCACGCUCGCGUCAUCCGCUGCCUGCAGGAGCACCUGGAUGACGAGGACAUGAGCAGGGAGUGCAAGGAUGAGGUCACGCGCGACACCAACCGGGCGGCCCAGGACUACCGCCUCAACUGGCGGCUCAGCAAGGCCUGCGAAAAGGACAUCUCCGGCCUGUGCAGCGGCCUGUGCUCUGCCAACAGCAACCAGCCCUGCGGGGGUGUGGUGCUCCACUGCCUCACAGAGCGCCAGGAAAACAUCACCAGCCAGGCCUGCAACGACGAGGUGUUUUACUACCAGCUGAUGGAGGUCAACGACUUCAGGAAUGACGUCAUCUUGGCAGAGGCCUGCAGGGCGGACGUCGAUAAGUACUGCAAAGACGUGGAGCCGGGUUAG